AUGGACGCCUUCCAGGAGGCCUUCCAGAAGGUGGAGAAGAUCGGCGAGGGCACCUAUGGCGUGGUCUACAAGGCCCGCAACAAGCACACGGGGCAGCUGGUGGCCCUCAAGAAGAUCCGCCUGGACUCGGAGACCGAGGGCGUUCCCAGCACCGCCAUCCGCGAGAUCUCGCUGCUGAAGGAGCUCAAGCACCCCAACAUCGUCAGGCUCCUCGAUGUCGUGCACAGCCAGAAGAAACUGUACCUGGUGUUUGAGUAUCUGAAUCAGGACCUGAAGAAGUACAUGGACUCGUCCCAGACUGGAGACCUUCCUUUAAGCUUGGUGAAGAACUACCUUUUCCAGCUGCUGCAAGGUGUGAGCUUCUGCCACUCGCACAGAGUCAUCCACAGAGACUUGAAGCCACAAAAUUUGCUCAUUAAUGAAGUGGGAGCCAUUAAGCUAGCUGAUUUUGGACUGGCAAGAGCUUUUGGAGUCCCCUUGCGCACGUACACUCACGAGGUCGUGACUUUGUGGUACCGAGCCCCUGAAAUCUUGCUGGGAUGCAAAUACUAUUCAACAGCUGUGGAUAUAUGGAGCAUCGGCUGCAUCUUUGCUGAAAUGGUGACCCGGAAAGCCCUGUUUCCAGGGGACUCCGAGAUCGAUCAGCUCUUUCGGAUCUUCCGCACCCUGGGCACUCCCACAGAGGCGACCUGGCCUGGGGUGACUCAGCUGCCUGACUACAAGGGGGACUUCCCCCGCUGGGCAAGGAAGGAGAUGAAGGAAAUUGUUCCCAACUUAGAUCGGGAUGGCCGAGACUUACUGGCGCAAUUGCUACUGUAUGACCCCAGCAGGCGCAUCUCAGCCAAGGCAGCCCUCAAUCACCAGUACUUCUUCUGGAGAAACCCUGAGGACCCUGAAGAGCAGUGCACACUGCAGAGACACUGCAGAUGA
Rhea pennata is the source of this 930-nucleotide messenger RNA. RefSeq names its product cyclin dependent kinase 3 (gene CDK3). Gene Ontology annotation, biological process: protein phosphorylation; regulation of G2/M transition of mitotic cell cycle; G1/S transition of mitotic cell cycle. The record is from RefSeq and is a predicted model, not a curated record. The coding region runs from base 1 to 930 and encodes 309 amino acids. Gene Ontology annotation, cellular component: cytoplasm; cyclin-dependent protein kinase holoenzyme complex; nucleus. The transcript has 7 exons. Gene Ontology annotation, molecular function: ATP binding; cyclin-dependent protein serine/threonine kinase activity; cyclin binding. Lineage: Eukaryota; Metazoa; Chordata; Aves; Rheiformes; Rheidae.